Molecule: messenger RNA, 9415 nt
Organism: Mus pahari (shrew mouse)
Lineage: Eukaryota; Metazoa; Chordata; Mammalia; Rodentia; Muridae
Gene: Nfia
Product: nuclear factor I A
Exons: 11
Coding region: 345-1874 (509 amino acids)
Biological process (GO): regulation of transcription by RNA polymerase II
Cellular component (GO): nucleus
Molecular function (GO): DNA-binding transcription factor activity, RNA polymerase II-specific; RNA polymerase II cis-regulatory region sequence-specific DNA binding
Source: RefSeq, a predicted model, not a curated record
GGCGGCGCAGGCGGGCGCGCGGGCAGCUCGCGGGCACCCGGCCGGCCGGCGCGGGAGCGGGAAAGGGUGCGCUAUGCCUUUAACGCCCGCGUACAGUAGACAGUAUAGUGGAGUGUAGGGAAACUCUAGGCGGGGUUAAAGUUCAGCGCGUGGAGCGGCAAGAGCGCUGGCUGCUGCAGUUGAGCCGAGUUGGAAAUGUGAACGCAAGAAGCAGGCUUGAUUUUUUUUUCCUCCCCCCCCCCAUCUCCUAGCUCUCUCCUCCUCUCUCUCCCUCUCGCACCCACACUCACGCACACCUCCAGCCCGCACACAGACGUGCACGCACCCCCCGCCGCCCGGCAGUUAUGUAUUCUCCGCUCUGUCUCACCCAGGAUGAGUUUCAUCCUUUCAUUGAAGCACUUCUGCCCCAUGUCCGCGCCUUCGCCUACACAUGGUUCAACCUGCAGGCCCGAAAGCGGAAAUACUUCAAAAAACAUGAGAAGCGCAUGUCGAAAGAAGAGGAGAGGGCCGUGAAGGAUGAACUGCUAAGUGAGAAGCCCGAGGUCAAGCAGAAGUGGGCUUCCCGACUUCUGGCCAAGUUACGGAAAGAUAUCCGACCCGAGUACCGAGAGGAUUUCGUUCUUACAGUUACAGGGAAAAAACCACCGUGCUGUGUUCUUUCCAACCCUGACCAGAAAGGCAAGAUGCGGAGAAUUGACUGCCUCCGCCAGGCAGAUAAAGUAUGGAGGUUGGACCUCGUCAUGGUGAUCUUGUUCAAAGGUAUUCCGCUGGAAAGUACUGAUGGCGAGCGCCUUGUAAAGAGUCCACAGUGCUCGAAUCCAGGGCUCUGUGUCCAGCCCCAUCACAUAGGGGUCUCCGUAAAGGAACUCGAUUUAUAUUUGGCAUACUUUGUACAUGCAGCAGAUUCAGGCCAAUCUGAAAGCCCCGACCAGCCAAGUGAAGCGGAUCUUAAGGACCAGCCAGAAAAUGGACAUUUGGGCUUCCAGGACAGCUUUGUCACAUCGGGUGUUUUCAGUGUGACUGAGCUAGUAAGAGUGUCACAAACACCAAUAGCUGCAGGAACCGGCCCCAAUUUUUCUCUCUCUGAUUUGGAAAGUUCUUCAUACUACAGCAUGAGUCCAGGAGCGAUGAGGAGGUCUCUACCCAGCACAUCCUCUACCAGCUCUACAAAGCGCCUCAAGUCUGUGGAGGACGAAAUGGACAGUCCUGGUGAAGAACCAUUUUACACAGGCCAAGGGCGCUCCCCAGGGAGUGGCAGCCAGUCCAGUGGAUGGCAUGAAGUAGAGCCAGGCUUGCCAUCUCCAAGCACACUGAAGAAGUCUGAGAAGUCUGGCUUCAGCAGCCCCUCCCCUUCGCAGACAUCCUCCCUGGGAACAGCAUUCACACAGCAUCACCGACCUGUCAUUACAGGACCCAGAGCAAGUCCACAUGCGACGCCAUCGACUCUCCACUUCCCAACGUCACCCAUCAUCCAGCAGCCUGGGCCUUACUUCUCACACCCAGCCAUCCGUUACCACCCUCAGGAGACGCUGAAAGAGUUUGUCCAACUUGUCUGUCCUGAUGCUGGUCAGCAAGCUGGACAGGUGGGGUUCCUCAAUCCCAAUGGAAGCAGUCAAGGCAAGGUGCACAACCCAUUCCUCCCCACCCCAAUGUUGCCGCCGCCACCGCCACCACCGAUGGCCAGGCCUGUGCCUCUGCCCAUGCCAGACACCAAGCCUCCAACCACAUCAACAGAAGGAGGUGCAGCCUCCCCCACCUCACCGACCUACUCGACACCCAGCACCUCCCCCGCAAACCGAUUCGUCAGUGUUGGACCACGGGAUCCAAGCUUUGUAAAUAUCCCUCAACAGACACAGUCCUGGUACCUGGGAUAAAAGUUGCAGCAUCCCACCAUCCUCCAGACAGACCACCUGACCCCUUCUCAACUCUGUAACAUGGACGCAACCUCAACCCGGCGCAGUUACAACUUCACUGUCAGUGGAAGGGGAGAUAAACCAACUCAAAUCAACUUGUACAUGGUCAAACUGCAAAGGCCAUAACUUUUCGGGAUUCUUUCUUUUCUUUUUUUUCUUUUCUUUUUUUCUUUCUUUCUUUUUUUUUUUUUUUUUUUUUUUUUCAACACUUUAGGGACUGUCGUAAUUUCUCAUAUGGUGCUGGAAAUGGUUGGGCUGUGUGACAUUUGAAGUGUUUCAGUGGUUGGCGUGAGCAGCAGGUGAAGUGGCUGAUAAAGGAUGAGCCUUGCUCGCGAACUUCCUGUUGGAACACUUGGGAGCCUGGCCUUUUCACAGUAUUUCAUGAACUUGCCCAUGCAGGUGUGUGACCCUCCCUGAGCAUCUGGAGACACCUGGAGCAUGAAAUCUUUUGUAGUCGCCGAGGUCUGUGAUCUGUAACUUACAGGACACUCAAAGGGCAAUGGUUUUGGGGUUUUGGUUUUUUGUUUUUGUUUUUGUUUUUGUUUUCUGUAACAUAUUAGAAAAAAAUUCAGUUAAGUUGAUCUUUCUUUUAGUUUGGUUUGGUUCAGCAGUCAGCAGUUACAUACAUAACACAACCCGCAAGGACAGUGAAUCCACUCCUGUUGCAGAGCAAUUCCAAAAAGACGGCAAAGACUACUACUAUCAGUUUGGUUGGUUUUUUUUUUUUUUUUAAUUUUAUUUUUAUUUUUAUUUUCUUAAGUUUUGAAAUGCUGCACUUACAUUUAAAAAAAAAAACAUUUUUCAACAAUUUCAACAAUGACACAAAAAUUCACAUGGAAAUGGGGAAGAUGGUCUGUUUUGACAGAAACUGACAGGAAUCAAAACAAUCGAAUUUUGAAUUGAGUGAAGUGCAAUUUCAUUGGAUAGCUAAGUAUCUUUGUAAGAUAGAGAUUGUUGAAAAUUCUAUUUUUGUUUUUCAAGUCCUCCCACCCCAGGACUCUAAAUUAUUGGGGUAAAAAACAGCCUUGCAAGAAAAAGGGGAGCUAUUUUUGCUUUUUAUGUUUUUUAUUGUUAAACUUGUAUCCCUUUAAAAAAAAAACCGAAGGAAAAUUUAAAAAAACAAAAAAAAAAAAACAAAAAAAUACAAAUCUAAUGGUGCUUUUACCACAAUAUGUUAACUACAUUAAAUGCUAAUUAAUUAUUUUCUGUUAUCAAAGCACAUAACUCAAAUGAAAUCAUGGUAUCUGUUAAUUUUAUAAGCUAGAAAUCACUAUAAUGAAUUAUGCCAAUUCUGAAAAAUUUUACACAUGUAUGGCAACACCAGAUCUAUCGGUUAUUCAACGCCUCAUUGUACCAGACAUUGUCCAGAAGUUUCAAAGACCCUUUGCAAACCCUGAACUGGGCUACGUGAAAAUAACAUGAACACUGAUAAGGACACAACUAUGUGUGCUCAUUCAGAUCAAAGUACUUGUUAGGGAAAAAAAAAAAAAUUCACACCCUCCCCCCCCCCCAGAUGUCUUGUAUCUUAUGUUUAAGGAAAAAAGAAAAAAAAAAGACAAAAAAAAAGACAAAAAAAAUCAAAAAAGGGAAAAAAAAAGCAGAAACAAAUAAACAAACAAACAAAAAAAAUGCAAGUGAUUUUUCUACCAGACAGCGAAGCACCCCUUGCUUCCCAUGCAAUGUCACGGUUUCCUAUACUAUACAUAUAUAUGUGUUCUGGUCAGCAGAGUCUGCGGACCAAGGAAGUCUCUGCAUGUUCUAGUGUUAGUAACUAAUUUUUAUAUAGCUAAUGUAGGAUAAAGUAGAGUGCAUUAAGACAAUAUUGUAACCCCACUCUAGGCACUUGCCUUUAAACUGUCUCAGCCCUUCAGAAGGGCUCAACUACUGUCCUAUACAAUCAAGUGACUGAAAUUCCCGGGAAGACACUUUGCUCCUCACCUAACCCCCCCUCCCCCCAAACAAUGUUGUUUUGUUUUUAUUUUUUUCCUUAAUUUGCACGAAAACAGAAAUUCCAUAUCAAUGUGCCUUGCCCUGGAUAGUGAUUAUUUGUGGAAUUGUUGCACAUGCUCCUCAAUUGAAGGGGUUUUUUUUUUCCCUACUCAAGCAUUCGGAGACACUUUCUGUAAAUGUUAACCUUUAUGUCAGCCAUCGUCAGUUCCAACAUCUAGACCUAAAUAGCUGUUCCGCAGACAGGCGUAGUCGUGAGUGUCCUGUGUGGUCAGUGGCAGUGCUAUUCUGAGCUCUGUAGAUGCUUACAAUGUCAGUAUUUGGGAUGUCGCUGCAUUUUUUUUUUCAAUUUAUUUGGAGUCUUCCUUUAUCCCUGCCCCCCCCCCAGAUAUAUGAAAAUAUGCAAUACCUGCUUAUAUCAUGUAGAAAAGCUUAGCAAGUAUUAAUUUUUCUUUCUUUUUUUUUUAUUUGACCAAAGUCAGUGCUGCACAUGACGCAGUGGGUUUUAGGUGUCUGUCUUUGUAUUUUCUGUGGUUUUUGAUGCACGUGCGCAGGAAGGGCUCCUCUUAGAGAAGCAGCCAAACUGUGAAGCACUAAGCUGACCCUGCUUCAAGCAAUUUUGUUUUUACAACUGUUCCUUUCACAAGCAAGCCUUAAAAAAAAGAGAAAAAGAAAAAAAAAAAAGAGACAACUUCCUUUCUCUUCAGACCCCCACACCCACUUUUCUUAGCAGACGACAGUCAAUCCACAUUCAAUAAAAAGUACAUAAUGCCCAUUUUUAUAUGCACGUUUUUAAACUUCCAAGUUCUGAAAAUUGUUUACUGGUUAUCUCUAUUUAAGGAAAAAAAAUAAAAUAAAACAUUUUGGAUUUUCAUAUGUGUCUGAUAAGUGGUUGUAUAGUCGUUUGGCGCUGUUGUAUGGUGUGAUUGUCAGUGUAUGGUGUCACUUCCUAUAGCCAGCAGCAGACUUUGCCUUCCCUAUAGCACUUAGCUGGGCAUUACUUUAUUAUGACAUAUGUGCACUAAAAAAAAAAAAGAGAGAGAGAGAGAAAGAAAAAAAAAAGAAAGAAAAAAUAGCAGCUUUCAGUGCUUCACAGUGAAGGGAAAAAAGCCUAGACAAACAUUUUGUCAGAACCUUGCGAAAUGCCAAGGUAUUACCAGUAAAUUGGUUGUAUAUACAAUAAAAUUGCACCCUUUUUUUAAACAAAACAAACUAAGCAAUAGUUUGGGCAGUUCUAGUUGUUUUUAGUGAGCAUGUUGUAGUCUCGACUGCAAAGAGAGAGAAUAAACUGCCCACUCAGAAGAUAUGUAAUUUGUAUCGUUGUAUAGUUUUAUUGAUUACACUGAUUUAUUCUACCCUAUUUUAUAAUGCAGGACUUUUGUAAUGUUGUCUAAAUGAGGAAAAAUUUCUGUCAAAUUAGCCUAGUGAAAUUUCUGAUUGUUCAUUACAAAGGCAGCGUUCACAGCAUUGCUUCUUCUUUAUUCUCCACCUCCUUUGGGGAAUGGGAUUAAGUUUAAAACUUUCCCAUUUCCUUUUGUUUGGUUGGUUUGGGUUUUUUCCUUUUUUAAAAGUAUUUAAAUGCAAUUAUUUUUCUGCCAAUGGUAUAGCAUAUGCCUAUGCUUGAGAAGUGUAGGUCUACUGAAGAACCAUUGCAAAUGGACGUUAGAGGUGUGCUGUACUUUGAAGGUAUUUUGUUGUAUUAGGUUUAAUGAAGCUAAAAGUAGGGAACUCUGAACAGAUUUGCAGGAAAAAAAAUGUUUUUAAAGGCUCUCAACCACUGUGGAGGCAGCAUAGGGUGACAGCAAACAUGGGUUAAGUAGUCAAUACACCGAGUUCUGUUCUGUUCAUGCUUCAUUGUCAAGAAAGCAGCAGGAGACUGUAGUUCGGUUGUCAUCAAGCAGGAAACAAAUGCCACGCCGACCAAUGCAUUUUAGGUUAAGAGCUGAGCCAAGGUGCUUGAGGAAGACUUUGUUACAGGAGUGUAGAGACAGACAGCUCCGAGAGCUGUCAGCGUUUGAAGGCCCAGACUUGAUUCUGAGACAUGUCGAAUUGUUUUGUUUUUCCUCUCCCAUCCAAUGGCAUUAACACAAUUGGCAAAGAUGGUCUCUCAAAUGAUUCCCCACCCCCAUUUUUGUCUUUGGGAACUGAAGUCAGAGGCACCAAGACUAACUCUCAGCAUCUUCCAAUAAAUGUUCUCCCUUGGCCCCUCUCCUGGCCACCACAAAGCUCUUUUUCUGUCCUGGGCAGAAGUCUUCUCUGGUGCCCUUCUCCCAUCCUCCAGCCCUUCUCUUCCCACUGAGGUUGUCUCUUUACUGCCUGGCAUGACAUCUAGAAGCUCACUGCCUACGCAGGGCUCACGCUCCACAUCCGGAUGGGCUCCCACAGGCCCUCCAGCCUCAACCCUCCUUGCUUCCUUUUUCCUUCCCAACAGUCCAAGAGCGCAGGAUCCAACUUUCUAGUCACGCUGUGCUGUAUUCAGUCAGCCCACAAGAAUAUGCAAACUCCAUCUCAAAACUACUGUCUUUCACCUUCCCAAAUCUCUAUCCUCGUGUGCGUCAAGCUCUAUAACAACAAUAUCAUGAGGUAUUUGCAAAGGAAAACAUUUUCUUCUGUGAUUUGUUUUUUGUUGUUAGUGUUGUUGGGUUGGGGAUGUGUGUGUUUAUUUUGUCGUUUUGGUUUCGAUGGGGGAUGGUCUUUAAGACUGUCAUUUGAUAUUUUUUACAUCGGAGUUUAUCCCACAGUCCCCCGUCUUUCUCUCCUCCUUCCCUCCCUGCCUCCUUCUCUCUUUCUCUCUGUCUGUGUCUGUCUCUGAUUUUCCUUUGCUUCUUUUUCCCUCCUGGUUUCUGGUAGCAGGCCUCCAUUGAACUGCAGCCUGCCCGCCAGACCAUCCUAGACACGCCCAGAGGCUGCUAGCUCCGCCCCUCUGGCAUGGCUUUCCUUUCCAUCGCCUUCGGAGGCCAUUUUGUCUUGAAGUCAAUGCAUGCUCCUGCUGUAACCUACUCCGCCUUCUCCACCUCUGAGGCUGUGCAUUCGUCCAAUUAGUGUCGUGAAUGUUUCCCCUUUAUUUUUUCCAAUAAAAAAAGCAGUGGGAUGAAAAUUGCUUUGAUAUAUAGUAGGUAUAUUGAAGCUAUUCCAUAGCACUUAACUGUAGUGAAUACUGUGUCACCAGUUCUGAAAUCAAUUUAAUGUUUAAUGCAAAUCCAUUACAUGGUGCUAUUACAGGCUGACAAAAUGAUUCACACAAAUGUGACAACUCGGGCUCAGUUCACUCUGCUUCCCAACAGUGUAAAUGCAUAGCAGUGUUUAUCUGCAUGAGAACUAUGCACUAAUCUAUCUGAAGAAAAAAAAAAAAACUAUAUCAACUUUGGUAUCUACUUUCCGUUUACUUCAAUCCUUGCCUUUUUGGUCAUUGUAAUAAUGCCAGCUUUAGGACAGAAAGAAUUAUAAGAAAACCAGCAUAAUACCUGAUAUAUUAAAAUGUAGUGCCUGUGAAACCUGUAUUAUACUGCUCUUCUGAAGUAAGACUUUUCUACACCGGUAGCCUUCGCUGUCUGUCAGUCAGGACCUCUGGUAUAGGUGAUGUAAAAUAACCGUACAAUAUUAUGCAUGCUAUCCCAUAAUGCUUAGUGACUGUAUGAUAUUACUCAGAGUUCUGUUAGACUUUUUUUCUGCCUCGGUUCUUAUCAGCUAGGUUUGAGGUACUUCACUGAGAACGUGAACUCCGUCGUCCUUCCAGCUGUCUUCAGGAUCUUGGAGGUGUACACUUACUUAAAUUCAGUAUUACUUGUGUGUGUUUUCAUUUUUUUGUUGUUGUUGUUUUUUGUUUUUGUUUUUGUUUUUUGUUUUGUUUUGUUUUCCUUUGUUUCUCCUAAGGGACAAGCAUGGGUGUUUGAUUUCCGAAAUCAGUAUCUGGUGAGAUUUUUUGUCUCAAAACUACCAUUUGAAUUUCAAGAACUCUGCUGCAAAACCACUCUGAGAAUGUCUCCAAGUGAGAGUCACUUUCUUGACCCUCAAGAGAAGCUAGACAACACAGAAGAACCUUAAUGGACAGUGUACCCAUGCUUGAUCUGUCUCACACCAGACUUCCUCGUAGUAAAAAGAAAAACAAAACAAAACAAAAGAACUUUAAGAAAUCACAUAGCUGUUUAGUUACAUGCACAGAUGCAAUAUUUUCUUCAAAAAUAUAACUCUGUACAAACUUUGGGCCCGAUUCAUAAGAAAGAAGUUUGCUAUUAACACGGGAUUUUUAAAAUAUGCUCUCUCUCUCUCUCUCUCUCUCUCUCUCUCUCUCUCUCUCUCUCUCUCUCUUUAAAUUUGGAACAAUUUGCUUCUAAAAUUGAAUAUUUCCUUUCUUUAAUCCCCCCCCCCGGACUAGCACCCAUCUGCCUUUCAUUCUCCCAAAGGUUGCAUUAAGGAAAUUGGAGGGAUACUAUAUACUAUAUGGGGACUAGAUCCCAGUGAGGCUCACAAGGCUAAGGGGAACUUUAGUAUGGGAUACAGCACAUGGAUGCACCCCUCUGUGUGUUAGGCAUCCUACAUGUGGACUCACUGUGCUGUUGGGGCUGAAACACUAACUUUGUAAAAUGUGUCUGGACCACAAGAGUAUACAGGAGAAGUGCUACCUCUGAUCUAACUAGAGCAAGCUCACGGCAGAAAGUAUCACAAACUUUAAAAUGUGAAGAUUCCUGUCUCUCCAGUGGUUUCAAAGGCAAGUGGUGUCUGAGAAACAGACCAUUCUUCCUGCUGUCCAACGCUCAGCUUUUCCAAAAGCCUAAAGCUUGUUUUCUCUUUGCUUUGACUGCAAAUUGUAUUGCUCUUGUUUUUUUUUAAUUUUUUCUUGGUCAUGGUCUGUAAAUUUGCUUUUUUUUCUUUUUUUCUUUUUUAACCUGUUAUUGUCCACUAAAAGUCUUAGACAUCUGGCCAUGUCAGGAUGCAGUAAGGGGGCCGCCAGCUCUCUUCUCCCUCAGACCAUUGUCUCUCCACUGACCUCUGCUGCCUCACCACCGAGGUGCCAGCCAGACUAGAGGAGUGCCAGCAGGUCCCAUAGGUCCUUAGGAAGGCUGUCAGGGCCGAGCCCAUGGUCCCUUCUCUGCUUCUCCUACAUACCUUUCCCAUCACACGUGAAAAAAAAAAAUGUCUGCUCAGAGUGCCUCUGUUUUCUUUUCAAAUUGUGGGGGGAAGGAUUAAAAACUUCAAAUGAUGGAAAAAGAGAUCUCUUGUGAAACGAAACGCCCCGUGUUAAUAACUUGGUCUGAAAUUGUUUUUAUGAGCCGGGCCCCCUGUGCCUCUAGCAUAUUUGUAUUGACUCUCAUAGUUACCCUUUUCGUUUACUGUGUUCUGUGAAAACUUGUAAUUGGUUGAGAAUCACUGUGGGCGUCCAUUCUUAUCAACUAAAUCUCCACAGGGUUUUUGUGCUGGUGUGGAUUAGUUUAACUCUUGUAUUCAACCCUUAGUGCUACCACCUUCUCACAUUACAAUACAAUUACUGGAAGCAAGUACUGCAUUUCCUAUGCAACAAAAAAAGGAAAAAUAAAAAAAAAAAAUUGCUAAUGCUA